CGUGACGGAUCAUCAGCGGCGCGACGAGUCUCCACGUGAGAAGUCAGAGUGAACAUGGCGUCGGAUCCGGAGCCGGAGGUCCAGUUCGCUCAGAGGUUGGCCUCCAACGAGAAACCCGUCCGGACCAGAGCGAUGAAGAAGCUGAGGAAGUACCUCAACGUCCGGUCGCAGAGAGGUGGAUUCACAGGUGAUGAGCUGCUGAAGCUGUGGAAAGGUCUCUUCUACUGUCUGUGGAUGCAGGACAAACCACUGCUCCAGGAGGAGCUGUCGAAGCAGAUCUCCAGUCUGAUCCACAGCUUCCAGGACGUCGAUGGACAGUUCCUGUACAUGGAGAGCUUCCUGCAGACCUUUAAAAGGGAGUGGACCGGCAUCGACCGGCUGCGGAUGGACAAGUUCUUCCAGCUGGUUCGCUUCAUGUUCAGACAAACAUUUGAGAUGCUGAAGAGGAAAAAGUGGGAGAGCAGUGUGGUCGGCAGGUUUCUGGAGCUGCUGACGGUGCAGGUCCUGCAGAGCGGCAGCGGAGCGCCCAGCGGGCUGCAGUUCCACAUCCUGGACCUUUACAUGACUGAGCUGGCAACCGUGGGCUCAGCAGAGCUCACCGCCGAUCAGAACUUAAUAUUCAUCGAGCCGUUCUGCAAAACCGCCGCCAAAACCAAAGAUCGGGGUCUUUUCAGAACCAUCUGCAGCAGCAUCUUCAGCGCCAUUAUCGACCAGGCUCCCUUCGCCAUCGACGAGUUGAUGAAGGAGGUGAAAGCGGCCUCGGACUCGGACUCGGGACAGGCUUCUGAAGGGGACGACGGAGAGGAGCAACAAACGGCGAGCAAACCGGUCGGCAAGAAGAAGACGGGGAGGCCGAUUAACGGCAAGAAAUCAACUGAAGAAGAAGAAGACGAGGAGGAGGAUGAGGAUUAUGAUGAUGAUGAUGAUGAUGAUGAGCUUCUUCACUUGGAAGACUCGGACUCAGAGGCACCAUGUGACGAAGACAUCGGACCAGUCCUACAGUUCGACUAUUCGGCUCUGGCAAACAAGCUGUUUGAGUUAGCGAGUCGCAGCAGCACGCCGAGCCAGAACAGACAGAGACUCUACAAAAUCAUCAAAGUGCUGCGGGACCUCAGCGAAGGCAUCUUCCCUCAGGAUGAGUAUCCGGAGGAGGUCUCCACAGACGAGGAUGACGACAUGUUCGGCAGCAGGAAGAGGAUGAAGAGGAGAAAACCUCGCAUGGAGGAGGAGGAUGAGGGAGACGCACCAGCAUCCAAGAAAAGUAAAGGGAAGAAAAAGGAGGCUUCCACGCCCAACAAGCAAAACAAGGACUCUGCACAAGAUGACGCAGAACCAGCAGACUUAACCACGAACCCUGAAAACAAAAAGAAAAAGAGAAAGAAGAGGAAGAAGAAGAAGAAAGCAGCUGGCGAGGGGAACGCUGAGAAGUCUGAACAGGAACAGAUUGUGGAUCAAAGUUUGGUCAAAGAGGCCGAAGCAGAGACGCAAAGCUCCGUCUCAUCUGUAAAAGUCACAGAGGACGCCGUUCCGGAGGGUCGGUCGGAGGCUGCUUCAGUUACGGUCUCAGAGGAAACCAGUGAACUGACUUCCUGCGCGGCCGAUGGCGGCGAGGACCAAACCAAAAUCAACACGAAGGAGGAGCCGGCAGAGAAGAAGCAGACGAAGAAAAAGAAGAACAAAGGCCUGAAGGCGAACUCGCAAACAGAGGAAUCGCAGGUCAGUGCGACACCCGAUACUGACGCCACGACCGCCGCCGAGAAGACGAAGAAAGGUCUGAAGAAUCUGGAGGAGGUUGAGGUCAACGGCGUGAGCGCAGAGGAAGACGCCACCGCUGAACCCGAGAAGCCGGUUGAUUGUACGACGCCGGGCAAAAAGAAGAGUAAGAAAAAGAAGGCUGAAAAAGCGGCAACGGUUGAAGUAAAACACGCUGAAAUCACGUCAGUUGGCGAGGAAGACGUCACCGCUGCGCCGCUCGAAAAGAAGACAAAGAAAAAGUGCAAACAGGAGGUCGCAACACUCGAAGCCUCAUCUGCUGCAACGCCACUGAAGAAUAAAAGGAGAAAGAAUCAGAAAGAGUCGGAAGAGGAUGGCGUGGCGGUGGCGGGAACCCCUCAGGUGGAUGCUGAGGAACUGCCCAUCACCAUGACAACACCAGCAAAGAAGAAGAAAAAGAAGCCGUCGGAAGCCCAGGUGGAGGAGAUCAAUGAUCAGACGGUCGGAUGUGAAGAUAAAACAGACUCUUCCUCCGGGAAGACGGCCAAGAAGAAGAAGAAGAGGAAGAUCCCCGUGACGUUCGAGUUCGAGGCUGAUGAGCUGGAGGCGGCGGCGGCGGUCAACGGCGUCGCAGAAGAAAAAGUGACGACUGUAAAGAAGAAAAAAGUGCUCCGCGAUGCCGGAGAGCCGUCAACUCCUCUGAGCUCUAAAAAGUCCCAGAGGAAGGCGAAGACUCCCGCGGGGUCGGCUUUCAUCACCUUUCAGAGCGGCGCCGCCGUCCCGACGCCGCUCUUCUGCAAAACCAAGGGAGGCUGCUGCACCCCGCCGUCCAGAAAGAAGAAGACUCAAACUCCCAAAUCAGAAUCCAAAAAGGUGACCUUUGGCCUGAAGAACAAUAAGACAGCCGAGUUUAGGAAGACCGACCGCAGCCUGCUGGUGAGUCCAGACGGGUCGUCACGAGUUCCCUUCGACCCGCAGCAGAAACCCAAGUUCGGGGUCUUGAAGUCUCCGGGGACGCCGCUCUCCAGCAAGCUCAAAAAGACGGCCAACGGCACCAGGAAGACCGGCCCGGGCGCCCCAAAGAGCACGCCCAAACGACGGCCCACGGCGGCGGACUUCUUCUGACCGCCGGUGAACUCUUUAACGGACUGAUCUCAAACAGUUUUUGGAGAGAUGAUAUAUAUAGAAGUAUUUUUAUGUUUAUCUGAUGUCAGUGUUGCUUUCUGCCUUCCUAGGGUGACGUUUUAAUAAAGUUGCUCAUUCCAGUUUUUCCAAUUUUUA
Dicentrarchus labrax (European seabass) is the source of this 2994-nucleotide messenger RNA. Its product is annotated as ribosomal RNA processing protein 1 homolog B. Gene Ontology annotation, biological process: rRNA processing. The transcript has 15 exons. Gene Ontology annotation, cellular component: preribosome, small subunit precursor; preribosome, large subunit precursor; nucleus. Lineage: Eukaryota; Metazoa; Chordata; Actinopteri; Moronidae. The record is from RefSeq and is a predicted model, not a curated record. Bases 55 to 2838 code for a protein of 927 amino acids.